Molecule: messenger RNA, 897 nt
Organism: Rotaria sp. Silwood1
Lineage: Eukaryota; Metazoa; Rotifera; Eurotatoria; Philodinida; Philodinidae
Source: the annotation of a GenBank genome assembly
AUGCCACGAAAAUAUAUAAGAACAACUCAAGCGAAAUAUUCAAAUGAAGACCUGAUGAAAGCUCUAAACGCAAUUGAACAUGAGAAAGUUUUAGCAAUUCUUGCUGCUAAGCGUUUCAGAAUACCUUCAUUAACUAUUUAUAAUCGUUUAGCUGAUCGAUUUACCGAUACUGGACGUGGAGUCCAAACUAUUUUAUCAAAAGAAGAAGAAAGUUUUCUUAUCCACGUAAUUCAUAAUUUUCAAGAAUGGCAACAACCUAUGACUCCAUCAGCUGUUAAAAGUAUUGCAAAAGAUUAUAUUAUAAAACUUGGUCGCAACGACUACAUGGAUUCAUCUUUAAAACAAUGGUUUUAUGGUCUUAUGAUGCGUUGGAAAAAUGAAUUGAAAUUGACGAAAGAUAUUAAACUAGAAAAAAGUGACGUUGAUGCAGCUAUGAUUGAUUCAUCUAGCAAUACAUUUAUUGAUGCGCAAUAUUUUCAUUAUCGUUCUAUUUUAAAACCUUAUUAUACUGUUGAUCCAUAUGGUUUCAAUGGAACUAUAGAAUAUUUUAAAAUUCCUGAUCUUCAGUUUACAUUUAAUCAUUCAACACCCUUACUGUAUGAAUUACAAUUCCAAGGUUCAUGUUCAUCAUUGAUAAAAAAUGCCCAAACAUUAAUUCAAUUUAGAUAUGAUAAUCGAUGGGUUACAAAUUCAUUAGAAUUGUGGAGUCCCAUUGAGGGAUUUUUGACAUUAUGUCACAAAUAUGCUCGCGUUUAUUUGCCAGCUGGCUUCCACACAAUUGAUUUUGAAGUUCGAACAACUGGUAGAAUAAUAAUUUACUUUGGUGAAUUAUACAUUAAACUAACACAAUUUAACCCAAAUUCACAAACUAAUUUACAACUACUAGACUUGAAAUAA